Cucurbita maxima (winter squash) is the source of this 2965-nucleotide messenger RNA. Its product is annotated as putative leucine-rich repeat receptor-like protein kinase At2g19210. The transcript is spliced from 12 exons. Gene Ontology annotation, biological process: protein phosphorylation. Gene Ontology annotation, molecular function: protein binding; protein kinase activity; ATP binding. The record is from RefSeq and is a predicted model, not a curated record. NCBI's taxonomy places the organism in Eukaryota, Viridiplantae, Streptophyta, Magnoliopsida, Cucurbitales, Cucurbitaceae. Bases 36 to 2804 code for a protein of 922 amino acids.
AAUGGCGAAGUUGGGUUGUUUUACGUUCCUUGGUAAUGGGCAUGGGCAUGGGCGUGGAAUCGCGCUUAGCUUCUGUGGUGUGUGCGUGUGUAUGUCUUCUGGCGAUGGGCUUCCACUGCCGCUGCCUUCUCGCCGCUUCUCUGCUGCAAAAAGAAGGAUCGGUGGAUGGUUUCAUCAACAUCGACUGCGGCGCAUCUGAAGACACGAUAAGCACAUGGCCUGGGUUGGAUUAUAAGUCUGACAAAUAUAUGAUGGAUUCAGGAAUGAGCUAUCAAAUAUCACCAAAGCUUCGUGCGGGUUUGGCAUCACAAUACUGGAGUUUGAGAAGCUUUCCAAACGGCACAAGGAAUUGCUAUCGUCUUGCACCAGAUCAGAACCAGAUGAAAGAACAGAGCAGUAGUAAAAGAUAUCUGAUCAGAGCUUCCUUUGUGUAUGGCGAUUAUGACGGCUUAAACACCACCCCGAUCUUUGACCUGUAUCUGGGCGUGAACUUCUGGACUACUAUAAAACUAAGUAGUCUAACUCUGGAUGCUGUUACUCCUCCUUCUUCUUCCAAUUCCGCCGGCGGCACGGAUUAUCUGGACGUCUGUUUGGUUAACACUGGAAUCGUGAAUGGAGUGCCUUACAUUUCUGCCUUGGAAUUACGACCAUUGGACAUCUCCCUUUACCCAACUGAUCCCAGUAACGACGCAAAACCCUUGCAACUUUGGGCACAGUGGGACAUUGGAGGCACCAAACAAAUUCGAUACCCGCAAGAUGUUUUUGAUCGAUAUUGGGAAGGUUACGAAUGUGAUGAUGCAUUUGGUGAUAAUUCGAUAUUGGUGUCAACGGAGGCGUCUAUAACUGAGAGCAACGAUGAUCCACACAAGCUGCCGCCGGCUCUGUUGCAAACGGCAUGUCGUGCCACCAAUUCCAGCUUUCCAUUGGAGUAUACCUGGACGCCUAAGCAAGGGAGUAAUUCUCGGUAUUACUUUUGCUUUCAUUUUGCAGAGAUUGAGAAGCUUCCAUCUGGGCACUUUCGAGAAAUGAGUAUUACAUUCAACGAUGUUCAUAUCAUCACUAGCUCCAUUAAACUGCUCCAAUAUCUCACCCCACAAUCCCUUUGCUCAAAAGUCUAUGAUGUGGUUCUUAACCAAGUUAAUAAAUUGUCAAUUUCUGCAACCUCUGCCUCUUCCCUCCCUCCUAUCCUUAAUGCCAUUCAGAUUUUCUGUACCAUGGACACUACUAAUUCACUCACCUUCUCCCAAGAUGUGCAUGCAAUAAGGGACAUCAAGAGCCAUUACAAGUUGAGUAAAAAUUGGCAGGGAGAUCCUUGUGAACCACCAGCAUUCUCCUGGGAGGGAUUGACUUGCAGCAAUAACGCUAACCCCCCUUCUUGGCCUAGAAUUAUUUCACUUAACUUAAGCAACAGCAACUUGAUGGGAGACAUCCCAGCUCCCAUCUCCCUUCUUACAGCAAUCAACUGCAUAGAUCUAUCCUAUAACGAGUUGAAAGGAGGAAUACCAGAAUUCUUGGGCCUAUUACCACAACUGCAACAUCUUAAUUUGAGUGGGAAUAAACUCACUGGUGUAGUACCUGAAACUCUUCUCCAGAAGUCCAAAGAUAGAACUUUAGUUUUAAGUGUGGAAGGAAAUCCUGAACUCUGUUGGUCGCCUCCAUGCAACCUGCACAGAAAGAAGCAGUUGGCCAUUCCAGUUCCUAUUUUUUGCGGCGUGAUAGCAGCCCUUGUCCUGGUACUCUUGGGAGGAGUGAUUAUAAUGAUUAUCUAUACAAGAAGAACCAACAAAGGCAAUAAUAAUUCGGUUGAAAGGAAGCAAAGAUCAGGAGCAAUAAGAUUGAAGAACAGACGAUACACUUAUUUGGAGGUUGUAAGUAUUACUGAAGACUUUAGAGUGGUUAUUGGAGAAGGAGGAUUUGGGAAAGUUUUUCUGGGUGUUCUUGAAGAUCAACAAACCAUGGUUGCUGUGAAGGUGCUUUCACCAACAUCACAACAAGGCUACAAAGAAUUUCAAGCAGAGGCACAACUUCUUAUGGUUCUUCAUCAUUGCAACUUGGUUUCUCUUCUUGGAUACUGUGAUGAAGGCGAUCACAGGGCACUUAUUUAUGAAUACAUGGCUAAUGGCAGUUUAGAACAAUAUGUAUCAAACAGAAAUACAAACUCAAAUAUGAAUUCUCUUAGCUGGGUUGGAAGAGUUCAAAUUGCAGUGGAUGCAGCUCGGGGAUUGGAGUAUUUACACAAAGGCUGCAAACCCCCCAUCAUUCAUAGAGAUCUAAAACCUGCGAACAUAUUAUUAGACAAGACAAUGCAUGCUAAAAUAGCUGAUUUUGGAUUAUCCAGAACUUUUUCAACUGAAAAUCAAUCUCGACUUUUAACUCGUCUUGCUGGUACUCCAGGAUAUCUCGAUCCUAUAACUCAUAGUCAUGGAAAUGUUAAUAAGCAAAGUGAUGUGUAUAGCUUUGGGAUUAUCUUGCUUGAGCUGAUUACCGGGCAAUCUGCAGUAACAAAAUCUUCUCAGGGGAACUUUUAUAUAUUGAACUGGGUGGAAUCUAUGAUCAGAACAGGAUAUAUUGAACACAUUGUUGACUCCAAGUUAGGAGGAGAUUUUGACAAAAACUCAGCUUGGAAAUUCAUAGAACUUGCCAUGUCGUGCACACAGCCAAAUGCUCUACAGAGGCCGGACAUGAGCCAUGUUUUGGAGGAGCUCGAGGAGUGCUUGGCAGUCCAUCAAAGUACUUCAACACAAACUCGUGUCAUGUCCACUAGAGUCCUCUCAGAAUCUGAAAUAGCUCCUUCUCCAAGGUAGUCCACACAUAAAACCUAUUAGGACUCGAAACCGACCAAAACCGGACUAACCGAAACCAAACCGAUCUAUUUUGUCAUUAGUUACUCUUGUUUUUACUAGACUGAAUGGUUUGAUUCGGGUCUCGAUUUGGCUCAAAAUUGAUAAAAUCGAACUGAGUAUUA